Molecule: messenger RNA, 1050 nt
Organism: Thlaspi arvense
Lineage: Eukaryota; Viridiplantae; Streptophyta; Magnoliopsida; Brassicales; Brassicaceae
Source: the annotation of a GenBank genome assembly
AUGUCUCGGUGUUUUCCGUUCCCGCCUCCUGGCUAUAUACUUAACGGAAUCCGCGAUGAGGCUCUGAUCGAAUCGAUCAAGGGGGCAGAGGAGAAAGCUAAGAAAGAACAAAGGAGAAAGGAGAGAAAAAGAGAUAAAAAGGAAAAAAAGGAGAAGAAGGAUAAAAAAGAGAAGAAGGAUAAGAAGAGGAAGGAGAGGGAAGGAGGGGAUGGUGAGAGCGAAAAGCGCAGUCAUAAGAGACGGCAUAAAGAAGAAGUUGCCAAAGAUGGUCAGAGUCAGAAAGUGGAUGUCUUUCGCAAACUUAAAGAAAGCGAAAUUGACUGUCUGGAGAAGAGCAGCCUUACCGUAGAACGUGAGCUGUUUCAGUCGACGUCUCAGAACUCUUGUGAUAGCACUCUUAACAGCAAUGAGCUACCACCGAAGCAGCAGAAGGAGAACGAGAAGAAGCAGCCUCUCGAUGGUAGACAUAACACUGACUCGGAAAGCAUCAUUCGGAUCCGAUUGCCUAUCCGAAGGCAGAAAGAUCCUGAGGUGACGACUAUGAUGAUCAACAAGGAUCAACAGAAACCGUCUACUUCCCGGGAAAUAAAGUUAGAUACCUCUCAGACUGCUACUAGAGAGCAGCCGAUUAAUCAUAAGCAACAUCCCUGUUCCACUUCUGCACCAGAACAUGCGUCAAUGCCAUAUCAAGAGAAAAGAAAAGAUCACGUUUCCACAACGAAACUCGGUAAAGAGAAGAAAUCUUCGUCCACUAGUCAAGAAACUUUUCAACCUAAAGCCCUAUGCAGGGUUUGCCCACCAUCCAUGGCGGCGCAAUUCUUGAAUGUAGUCGAGAAUUGGGUCCCUAACACGAUCGACACAAGAGUAGAGCUCACCAACUCUGAAGAUGAAGAAUGUUGGUGGUUCACGAAGAAGCCAAGUAGCCAAAAGUUUGGCACAGAAAGAUGUAAUGAGACCACGCAAUUAGUAAGCAGUUCGAUGGCGUGGCCGUGUUCUCUCUUCUUACCAGAAGCUGAUGUCCACGCCUUGCCUUACACCGUUCCUUUCUGA